AUGAACCUCGACUCUGGCGCAUCGACUCAUACGCUCCUCGUUGCAAAUCGCGGCGAGAUUGCGGUGCGUAUCCUGCGCACCGCGAAACGUCUAGGAAUACGCACGCUUGCUGUGUACACACGCUCCGACGCGACCUCCCCGCACGUCACUCUUGCAGAUGAAGCGGCACCUCUCCGCGAACAAGACGAAGACCCUGUCUCCAAUGCGCGCGGAUACAUAGAUGCGGAGGCCAUUAUAGCUGUAUGCAAGGAGCGAGGCGUAACUCUACUCCAUCCAGGAUAUGGCUUUCUCUCGGAGAACAGUGACUUCGCGAGGAAGGUGGCGGAUGCGGGAGUAAUCUGGCUUGGGCCGCGGGCGGAGACGAUCGAAGCUAUGGGGCUGAAGCAUCGCGCGCGCGAGCUUGCCAGGGAGGUAGAUGUUCCGCUGGUGCCCGGGUCGAAUGGCUUGCUGCAAGAUAUGAAUGAGGCUGUUGCCUCUGCUGAGGAGAUAGGUUUUCCGGUGAUGCUCAAGUCGACAGCUGGCGGAGGCGGCAUGGGGCUAGUGGUAUGCGCCACGGUCGACGAACUGAGAGCCAGGUUUGCAGGUACUCAAGCCCGCGCAGAGACGCUAUUCCAUAACAAUGGAUUGUUCAUUGAGAGGUACUAUCUCGCCGCACGGCACGUGGAAGUACAGGUGUUCGGUGACGGGGCCGGCCACGCUAUCCAUAUGGGCGAGCGCGAAUGCAGCGUACAGAGGAGGCACCAGAAGGUCAUAGAAGAAGCUCCCAGCCCGUUCAUGCUUCGGCACCCCGAUAUCCGAGAGAAGAUGUGCAUCGCAGCGGUCCGUCUCUCCGAGCAUGUCACUUACGAGUCCGCAGGGACUGUGGAGUUCCUCGUCGACGAUGUCAGUGGUGAAUUCUUCUUCCUGGAAAUGAACACACGACUGCAGGUGGAGCAUCCUGUCACUGAGCAAGUCAACCCGGGUCUCGACAUCGUCGAAUUGAUGAUCUUGCAAGGCAUUGCACGGCACGAUGGCAAGAGUUCUGAAAUCCUAUCCCAUCCUUUCCUUAAUCAAGCACUCUACGAGGCGCCACCCCACUGUCACGCUAUCGAAGUUCGUCUGUACUGUGAAAAUCCGGCAGCGCAAUUCAAGCCUUGCCCCGGCGUUCUUCAGCAGGUCAAGCUCCCAGAAGUAGACUGGCUGCGGGUCGAAUCUUGGGUUGAGUCCGGAACGACCAUCACUCCGUACUACGACCCACUCGCGUGCAAACUCGUUGUCACAGGGUCGACUCGCGUUGAGGCUAUCCAACGCCUCACAUCUGUCUUGAAGGAGACGGAAGUGCUCGGUCCUCCUAACAACGUCCAGUACCUCCUUGCUAUAUGUGGCUCGCAAACAUUUCAAUUUGGGAACGCGACUACGACAUUCUUGCAUACAUUCAGCUUCGUCCCAAAAGCCUUCACAGUCCUGAGCGGUGGGUUGGAGACGACAGUGCAAGAUUAUCCUGGUCGCCGCAUUGGUCUUGGCAUCCCUCGUAGCGGUCCUAUGGACUCUCUUGCCUUCCGUAUCGCAAAUAUUCUCGUCGGCAACGAUCCUGGCACAGAAGGUCUUGAGGCUACACUCACAGGAUGCCGUCUUCUCUUCCAUGUCGCAGCUGUCGUUGCCGUGACUGGCGCCUCCGCGAAAGUGACGGUCGAUGGGAACGAGAUACGAACGUGGAAACGAGUCGCCGUCCCGGCAGGUGCGAAGCUUGCCAUCGGUCCCAUUCAAGGCACCGGCAUGCGUGCGUAUCUCGCGAUGAGAGGAGGAUUUCCUGAGAUACCGAAAUAUCUGGGCUCGAAGUCGACUUCAAUGGGUUUGGGAGGGUACCAAGGGCGCGGGCUUACAGCUGGAGAUCAGGUUGUCCUUGGCGACUGCGCUCCUGGCGCUGCAGAGGAGUCGGCGCUUGCGCUUCCAGAACAUCUCAUUCCCAUCUAUCCCUCCGACUGGACUAUACAUGUUCUCUCCGGCCCGCAAAGCGAUCCAACGUUCAUCACAGAGCAAGGCAUCGCGAAGUUCUUUACGACGAAGUGGACUGUUAGCGCUGCGAGCAAUCGGAUGGGCGUCCGCCUCGAAGGCCCCCGUAUCGCAUGGGCGCGCGAGAAUGGCGGCGAAGGCGGAUCGCACCCGAGCAACAUACUCGACAACGGAUAUGCUUUCGGGACAGUCAAUGUGAAUGGUGACACGCCUGUUAUCUUGACGAACGAAGGUCCGGACAUGGGAGGCUAUGUUUGUGUGUGUACGAUCGCAAGCGCAGAGCUAUGGAAGCUAGGACAACUACGGGCAGGUUCUACAGUGAGAUUCAAGCGUAUCUCUUACCAACAAGCGAUCGGUCUGUACCAAGCGGAAGAGCGAUUCUUCCGGGAGAUGCAAGAAGCAACGAGUUCUUCGAGAUCCUUCCCGCCCUUCCUUCCUACGUUGAACGCCACAGACCAUGAUAUCGACCCUCGCUUGCAUGAUACGCAUCCCGACCCUUCCAGCGGACGUCCCGGGGUUGUAUUUCGUCAAGCUGGGGAUUCGGCAAUUCUAGUUGAAUGUGGCGAGAUGACGCUCGACUUCGCGGUACGCGCUCGGAUCCACGCGUUCGAGACCGAGAUCAGAAGAUGUGCCAUACCCGGAAUAUGGUUCCUUGCACCGUGCAUUCGCUCAACGAUGGUUCACUUUGACCCACUCAUCUCCACGCAAGCAGCAGUGCUCGCGUCGCUCAUCAAUGCUGAACACUCACUUCCUGCCAGCGUCGAGUCGCUUACUUUUCCGGGCCGUCGGAUUACGUUUCCCACGGUACUCGACGACCGGUGGAACCGCGAAGCUCUGGAGAAGUACAUGCGGAGUACCCGCGCGACAGCUGCCUAUCUGCCCAGCAACAUAGAGUAUCUGGCUCGCAACAACGGUUUCGAGAACGCGGAAGAGGCCUUGAAGAAGCUGGUUGGCACUGACUGGCUUGUCCUCGGCGUAGGCUUUUACCUAGCCUGCCCUUUCCUAGUCCCGAUUGAUCCACGUUCCAGACUGGUAGGACAAAAGAUGAAUCCCUCGCGAACGUAUACGCCUCGGGGCGCAAUCGGCAUCGCCGGUCUCGUCGCUGCAAUAUACCCUAUCCAGUCUCCCGGCGGUUAUCAGCUAUUCGGCAGGACGCUACCUCCAUGGCAGACCUGGGGCAAGGGGCGCGACUUUAGCCCCGAUAGUCCUUGGCUAUUGCGGCCCUUCGAUCAAGUGGUCUUUGAAGCAGUCAGCGAGGAACAGUAUCUACAGGCCGAGAAUCGCUUUGAUGCUGGACAAUACGCAUUCAGGAUUGAGGACCGGACCUUCUCUAUGGCGGAAUAUACCGCCUUUGUGCGCGGCAUUAGUGACGAAGUCAGACAUUUCAAGGAAAGGCAGGCACGUGGAGUCGCUGCCGAAGAGGCACGCGAGAAAGUUCUAUUUGCGGAAUGGGACCAGCAGCGUCGUGAAGAGCUGGAAGCCCGUCGGUCAGCUGUGCCUGAGCCCAUCGACCCGGGAGGCGAUGGAGGCCCGUGCGUCACAUCGUCACUGACGGCACAAGUCUGGAAGAUCAAGUGCUCCAUCGGAGACGUUGUCAAGUCUGCUGGGGAUGUUCUCAUAAUUCUCGAAGCGAUGAAGACCGAGGUGAACGUCCAAGCAGAAGAAGAGAACGUUGGUCGGAAGGUGGUAGGGUUUGGACGUGGGGUCCGAGAGGGCGGCACCGUCCAGGCAGGUGAUCCGCUCGUCUACUUUGAGUGA
Messenger RNA from Dichomitus squalens LYAD-421 SS1, 3750 nucleotides. RefSeq names its product urea carboxylase. Bases 1 to 3750 code for a protein of 1249 amino acids. Lineage: Eukaryota; Fungi; Basidiomycota; Agaricomycetes; Polyporales; Polyporaceae. Gene Ontology annotation, molecular function: ATP binding; metal ion binding. The record is from RefSeq and is a predicted model, not a curated record. The transcript is spliced from 15 exons.